Guillardia theta CCMP2712 is the source of this 894-nucleotide messenger RNA. RefSeq lists its product as hypothetical. Gene Ontology annotation, molecular function: protein binding. The transcript has 6 exons. NCBI's taxonomy places the organism in Eukaryota, Cryptophyceae, Pyrenomonadales, Geminigeraceae. The coding region runs from base 1 to 894 and encodes 297 amino acids. The record is from RefSeq and is a predicted model, not a curated record.
AUGUUCUCACACCCAUCUCACCACCAGACGCUCAAAGAUACCAGCCUGACCUCCAAGACUUCUUCCAAAGCGGUCUCACAUGUGCUUCCGCUCGAGUUGACUCAGGUCUCGAACAAGAAAGGUCUCAAGGGUAUGGGAGCGAUCAGAACUGUCCUCGUCCUCGCCCUCUUGUGUGUAUGCAGAGCUCGCCUCCAGGCAGCGAGAGGCAUCCUCAGCAUCGUCAAUCAAUGCUCCCAUGUCAGGGCCAGUGAGAACAGCUGCCGACGCCAUGCUCUCGGUCGACCUCUGCGCCUUGUUGGCGGGUCCGGGGAUGCUGAAAGUGAUCCGGCGAAGAUGAUGGAGGAGGGGGAGCGCUUGUUCGCUGUGGCCAUGGGGAGAAGGAAAGGAGAGGAGGAGACGAAGACAACGUGCUUGAAGGCGCUGGUCAGGCUGCUCAUGGGAGGUAAUCCCAUGGAUUUGUCAGCAGGAAAGAAAGCGGCGCUGCUGGAACAAGCAGUGGAUAUGUUUGACAGUGCUUCUGUAAAAUACAAGCUGCAAGGACAGCUGAAACAAGCAGGAUCUGCUGUCAUGCGGGCGGCCGAAUGUUGCAAGAACAUCCGUGACAGAAGCUACGAGGCAGCAGACAAGACUGAUUUCCAGGAAUACAUCGAGGCUGAUCUUUCCUUUCGGGACUCUGCAUUCGCGCAAAUUGCAGAUAAGCUGAAGGAGGCGGUAGUGACCAAGAGCAUGGAUAUAUUCAACAAACAGGUGCGAGAUUUGAAUGGGUCAGCGACUUUUGAUCGCAGCGUGUCUGCGCUCUUCACCUUGAUCAAGUCGACGCUCUCAAGAGAGGGAGAGGAAGGGAAGCGUCUCGAGGAGCGACUUGCGACACAGGAUGACGAGGACAUUCUGUGA